AAAAGCAUAAUGCACAAAGCGAAGCUUGGCUUAAUUAAUUGAUGGGGUGUGUCUUUAUUAAUUUAAUUAGUACAGCAAUGGAAGAUGAAAGAGAGUUGUCUCGGAGUGAGUCCGGCAGUUGUUAUAGGAACGCAAACAAUUACUAUCUCCUUCUCUCUUACUCAUCUGUAGGGAAGACUCGUAAGGAUGAAGGAGUUUCUUUGGCUAGGCCGCUAGAACUAUUCACGAAUAGUAAAGGAAGGACUUACGUUAAGUUCACUCUCGAUGGCCUCGACUGGUACUCGUAUCCACUUCAGAAGAAAGUGUCAACUCAACUUGAGCACAGCAUGCUCUUCAAGUUUGGAGGAGAUCCGACCAUUGCUGUCCAAAGUGUCCUGUUUGCUCACGGUUUUACUCGAGUCAGAAAUGAGUCUCCACUGUUCAAUAUAUUAUGGACUUGGACUCACCCUAAUUUGUCUGUAGUCAGGAAUCUUAAAUGGUUUCAGCGCAUCAAUCACUUCCUGAGGUCUGAGCAGAUCACUCAUAAAGAUUAUUUAUGCAUGAAUGUCCAACGGAUGCAAAAAUCAAAGGGUUUCAAGAACUUUAAUAUUAUACCUCAGACUUUUGUUCUUCCUUCAGAGAUGCCAUAUUUUAAAGAAACAUUUCGCAAGGGAAGUGUGUGGAUCGUAAAGCCGUGUCAUUCAUCGCGUGGUAGAAGAAUAUAUCUCAUUAAUAACCCUAGCCAGAUAUGUUCUGUUGAGCCAGUUGUUGUUUCAAGAUACAUUGAUAAUCCUUUGUGUAUUAACGGGUUUAAGUUUGAUUUGAGAUUAUAUGUUGCCGUGACCUCCUACGAUCCUAUAAGGAUAUACUUGUACAGCGAAGGACUCGGACGAUUUGCAGCCGAACCAUAUUCGAAAGAGGAAGAGAACCUCACCAAUCUAUACAUGCACCUCACCAACUACAGCAUCAACAAGACACAUCCUGAUUUCAUCAUGUCACAGUCAGAAGAGGUUGAGAAUCAUGGGAACAAGUGGAGUCUCAGUGCCAUAUUGAAUCAUCUAAGAAGAAAGGGUUACAAUAUACAAGAACUUAUGAUGUCUAUAGAAGAUGCUGUCAUUAAGACAAUAAUUAGUGGAGAAGUGCCAAUUGCAUCUGCUUCAAGACAUUUCCAGCCAUAUAAAGCAAACUGCUUUGAAUUGUUUGGUUUUGACAUUUUGAUUGAUGAAUCGCUUAAGCCUUGGAUACUAGAAGUAAACCUUUCACCAUCUUUGACCUGCGACAGUCCCUUGGAUUUCAAAAUCAAGUCAAACCUCAUAACUGAUUUAAUGUCACUGAUUGGAAUACCAGUACAAGACCCUAAUCCACCGCCACCUCCACAGACAGCAUCACAAUCAAGCAUCAAACUAGUUAGGACUGUGAGACGAAUGCCAUCAGUUUCGGUUGAGGAGCAACAAGUUUUAUCAUGCACUGUUGAUGAGUACAAGAGGAGAGGUCAUUUUGUUCGUAUAUUUCCAUCAGAAGACAGCUGGGAGUUAUAUGGAGCAUUUCUUGAGAACAGGACGUCAUUUAAUUUUUCACUGUAUACCCACAUUUAUCCUGACAACCUUAGUAAGAUGAAAUGGCCUCCUCAUUCGACUACUUCUAUCACUACAAUGAUUGCUAGGAGAAUUAAGAAAGGAGCUCAGAUACAUAUAUUGUCACCAGAUAAGACUAAUGAUGUUAAAGGAUUGAGUGCAGUGCAUAGAGUGAAGCUUUAUGCCAGUCCAUUGCAAGGUAAAGGGACCAACUGCUCCUGUCUGUCUCCCCCAACCUCUGAUGAAGAAGACUUUAACACCACCAAUUAUAAAGAGGAUGAAACAAUUUAUAGAUCCUCUUUGUCAGUUCCUUCACUCAAUCGUUAUCAGGUGAGGUUAAUACUCACUGCUUACUUGGAGAAGGUUUAUGACAAACUCUUACACCAUACAAAGAAGGAUGCAAUGCUCAAGAGCUCAGACACUUUUGAAAAGAAUCUUAAUGUCAUUGAGAGGUUUAUAAGCAACGUAAGUCAGAACCUAGUCUCCCACUCGAGUACCAGUUUACCAUUGAGACACACCUUGCCACUUAUUGUCAGGUGUAAGAUGCUAACACAGAUACUGAUGGAUCUGAUAUUCUCAUAUAGAGCUGAGACAACUGUUUUAAGGGAUAAACUCAGUGAUGAUGCUAUUGGCAAUGUUGAUGGUUGCUGUUGUGAAGAUGUCAUGUCAGAUAAUGCCAUUGAGUACUUUAUCUCAACUGCAAGUGAGACGCAGUUGGAGAGGGUUUUGCGUGAGAUAGCAGCCACGAUUGAUUUGCCGCUAGUUUUUAAACUUUCAGACAAUCUCAAAGUUGCUCAUUCCGCAAGAAGAGCUGAAGCUCAUCCUUUGAAGUUAGGAAGACCAAAAAAGCGAUCGCUAUCAGCUGGUGCUCCUAUCAGAGAUACACAGCAGCAGCAGUUUUCCUUUAGAAGAUGUCAAUCAGUUUUACCUUCAGCAACUAGGGCUGGUCUGCAAGAAUUAUUAAAGCCACAGAUAAAUUACCUAGUCAGCGACAGGACUGUUUCAUCACUGCUGAAGAAAGGAACCAUGACAGAAAGAUCUUCGUAUAAAUUCAUGCAACAGGGAUGCAAGAGAUUAUAUAGGGAUUUUCAAUCACUACCUCUCCUUGUUAAACCAGAUGACUCUGCAGGAGCAUCAAGUAGACCAAUGAGACCCCAAAGUAGCAUUUACAAGCAGAAUCUAUUGUCAGAUCCAAUAGUCAAAAUAAAACAUAUGCAUUGAAAAUUUAGUUACGCGUACAUGUACAUCCACUUCAGUUAUAAAUCAACUUUAUAUGAUCAUAGUAAUUGUUGUUAUAUCAUUAUCUGCUUUGGUUGUUAUUUAUCAUUAUUAUUAUUGUUGUCAUCGUAGUAAUUUAAUAUAAUUGUUGGUAAUGUUGUUAUAACCAGAACAAAA
This is a messenger RNA of Amphimedon queenslandica, 2948 nucleotides long. RefSeq lists its product as uncharacterized. The transcript is spliced from 24 exons. The coding region runs from base 42 to 2774 and encodes 910 amino acids. Gene Ontology annotation, molecular function: tubulin-glutamic acid ligase activity; tubulin binding. The record is from RefSeq and is a predicted model, not a curated record. Gene Ontology annotation, biological process: protein polyglutamylation; microtubule cytoskeleton organization. Gene Ontology annotation, cellular component: ciliary basal body. Lineage: Eukaryota; Metazoa; Porifera; Demospongiae; Haplosclerida; Niphatidae.